CUUAAAGAGCACUGCGCGUACCUGCGCACGCUGGUCUCUUGUGAAUGGGAUGGUGACUCGCUCAAAGAAGUCGAAUAUUUAAGACGAGUCACUUUGAUCUUCAAACUGACGGGUUCAUUAGCUAGAUAGUUUACGGACCCGUUAAAUAUUUAAAAUCACAAGCCGAAGCGACGGUCUGGUGUGACUUGGUCAUCCUUGGUCUGCGUCAUGACCCAGAGGGCAUCUGUUGGCUGCACCCAUCUGACCUUGACCUUAGCUCUGACGCUGACACUAGGCCUGUUGCAGUGGCCUUUGGGAGAGGUCAGAGGUCAAGGGGAGCUUUCUGCCACGCUGGUCCUGCAGGACCUGCUGAGUCGUUAUGGCGACAACGGUACCAUCUCCAUGCCACAGUUGCGGAUGCUUCUUACACGCCUCAAUGCCGAGAGGAGCAAGGAAAAGGACGUGGAGACCAACACCACGUGUCUGGCUGCAGGCACUCUGGCGGUUCACGGGCUGAGUGAGCAGUCCCGUUUGGACGGACCAGGUCUGCAGGAACUCUGUCCCACCAUGUUGCAUCAACUGGACUCCCGUGUGUGUCGGGCUGAACAGAACCAGCAGCCGGACCCCAGCGCCGGGCCGUCUGAUGCAGAGGUGUGGGGGUUGGCGGUGCUGAGUGUGACUGUAGUCAGUGUGUUUGCCCUCACCGGUGUGUGUGUCGUCCCACUGAUGAGGAGCCACCUCAUGCGCAAAGUUCUCAUCUUUUUCAUCGCUCUGUCCAUCGGAACGCUCUUCUCCACUGCCGUCUUCCAGCUUCUGCCGGAGGCUUUUGGGUUUGACCCCAUGGAGUCAUACUACGUGUCCAAGUCUGCAGUGGUCUUCGGAGGUUUCUACCUCUUCUUCUUCACAGAAAAAAUACUGAAGAUGAUCCUUAAGCCGAAGGGCGGGGGGGGACAGGGUCACAGCCAUUUCACUGUGGAGCGCUAUGGUAAUGGGGACAUGGAGGACGGUGUUAUGGAGAAGCUGCAGAAUGGAGAGAGUGGGGGAGGGGCGUCCUUACCCCGAACAGAUGGAGAAAUCAGAGGGGUCGCUGAGGAUGACAAGAUGCUGAGCACGGGACUGACGGUCCAGGACUCUCAGAGUUCUGGUGGUGGAGGCCGGGGUACAGGUGGGUGUUACUGGCUGAAGGGUCGUGCGUACUCUGACAUCGGCACGCUGGCCUGGAUGAUCACCCUGAGUGAUGGCCUCCAUAACUUCAUCGACGGCUUGGCUAUCGGAGCCUCCUUCACCGCCUCUGUGUUCCAGGGCAUCAGCACAUCAGUGGCCAUACUGUGUGAAGAGUUCCCCCAUGAACUAGGUGAUUUUGUCAUCCUGCUGAAUGCGGGCAUGAGCAUCCAACAAGCUCUCUUCUUUAACUUCCUCUCGGCCUGCUGCUGUUAUCUGGGAAUGGGCUUCGGCAUUCUAGCUGGGAAUCGCUUCUCUCCAAACUGGAUCUUUGCACUGGCAGGAGGGAUGUUUCUCUACAUCGCCCUGGCAGACAUGUUCCCUGAGAUGAACGAGGUAAGCCGAGAAGAAGAGGAGGCCGGGGGGAGCGGCUCCUUCCUGACGUUUGUCAUCCAGAACGCCGGGCUGCUGACCGGCUUUGCCAUCAUGCUGCUCUUGACCAUCUACUCGGGACAGAUCCAGCUUGGAUAACGAGAUUCCUGGGAUUCACCCAGUCCUGGGCCUAAACCCAGAGACCACUACACUAGACUUAACUUUUCACCCCUCAUCUUGAGGGUCUGUCCAAAGAGGCAUGAGGGCAAGAUUCACACCUUCUCUGAGGCUGACUGUGCAAUUAUAAACCAGCCCCCUUACAUCAGCACAAGGAGAAGGGGGUGUGGCCUCUGGGAACCAGGUCUCUACCGGCCUGAACUCAAACCUGACUGAGCUGACAGAGAUGCAAUAGACAACUCAAAUUGACGAAUAUGCAUCAGUGCUUUCUCCGUGCACUGUACCAUCUCCCUCUUUCUUCUUCUUUGUGUUUGGUCUCUGCUUUUGUUCCCGACUCUUCUCUGACCCUCCUGUGUUCAUAGUAGCCUUGUCUUCAAUCACCAUGAAAGGACAGUUUAAAUCGUUUGUUCUCAACUCCCACGGUCCUUCCACUUCACUGUAUUCUCUUCAGAGCCACUGUUAUGAUAAUAUAUGAGUCCCGAGUGCUACAUCUAAAAGAAUGGGAAUCCACACUAACCCUCCUUCCAGGCAAGGUCGCCUCUGUCUGAAACCUGUCUCUGGAAGGCUUCUCAAUCCUCAUGGGUGUUGAAAGAUAUCCAGCCAGUGGUUUUUUGUUUGUUUGCACCUGAACCAGUCCAUUGAGGGCUGUAGAUUCAUUAGGAACUCAGAUUAACCAAAAAUGUGAACUGAAUUAUGAUCCACUGAUGUGGACCCCAGAAUUCCCGUUCCUUGCUAUUCCAUUAUCUUAGUAGUGGAUUGUUAGUUAUAGCUGCUACUCACUAGAAUGAACACAGGUAAAAUUCAACAGCCCCUAUUGUAAUUUAUUGGGUAUUUUUUAACAUCACUUCUGAGAAAACCUCUGUGCUAUGUUAGCCCUUAGCCUAGCCUGGAAAUGACAGUUUUCUCAAGCUGUGGCUUUUAUCCCAAAUGUCAUUCCAGAACAGCUUUUUCAUGUAGGUAAAAAUAAUUUUUUGUGUGUGUUUUGUACAUGUCAAAGAAUCAGAAAUGGAUCUACGAGACCAAAUAUGUGCCCUUGUUUUGCAGAGUCCCCUUAUGACCAUGGGCUUUUUUGUUGUUGUUUAGUUUUCUUGACUUUUUGCCCUCAGCUCCAUAGUGUUUUUUGUCUGUGUCUGUUCUCAGUCUUCCUCGGGAAGAAUGGAUCGUCUGGUUGUGUCCAGGACAGACGACCCCCGCGCCCCCAAGCUGCUGUCCUCAUUAGCUUUUUAAUAGGUGUUUUUCCCUACGGACAGCCAUGAACACCGCCUUGACACUGUUCCCAUGGAGACUUGUUAUUUAUUUCUCUUUAUGUACCUCUGUGUGCAUUAUGACGUGACCACUGGUGAAGGUAAUUAUUGGACUGACAGUGACUAGAUGAAGGAGAGUAACACUUGUAUGAAGGUGAUGAAAUGUAAUGCACAUUCCUCUAAACUGGAUGUAGAUUGAAUUUUGCCCUUCUGUGUAGAAUACCAAAUAAACCCAGAGGUAGUUAGAGGUAGUCACAGAUGAGGAGCCUCCUCAGGUCCCUGUCUUGCCCCCGGCAGCCUGUUUGCCGUGUUGCAUUUUCUGUGGUGUAGAACACCUGACCUCUGAUCAGGGAGGGUUUGAGCUUUAGCUGACCAGCUGAGUAAGGUGUAAUGACAGGACCAACGCAAACACCAGGGAGGACUAGACAGACGAAUGGACGGACGUCAUUUAAACAUCAUAAGUUAGAGCUGAAAUCUAGUUGAUACUUAACGGUUUCUGCCUUUGUUCCCUUUAAACUGGGUUUGUUGGGACGCUGUGUGGUGUAUGUCCAUUAAACAUCUUGCACUCUGGUCUUUUUUUUCUGUCUCACGUUCUUUGUUCACUUCCAUCACGUGGCUUUCUGAACCUUGGAGACAUGCAUUAGUUCUUAGUAAACUCAACAUGCAGUUCAGAAUAACACCACAAGAUGGGAGAAGAGAUUUAUUAAAUCAAACAAGCCACAGAGGAGCCAUCACGCAUACACACAAAUCUGUAUUUUAGUGUUUCAAAUGUAUUUGCAUUUUGAAUCAAGAUGUGUUUUUUUUUGUUUGUUUGUUUGUUUUUGUUUUUUAACAUUUUUAAAUUUUCUUUUGAAAAUGCCUAUUUUUAAGAAAAGCUGGAGGAAACCGAAUGACCUUUACUACAGCGUUUAAACGCUUUGUGCAUGUGUCUGUCCUGUUUAGUUUUUAACCAAUGGUGCACUGUAUCUUGUUCCUGGAGGCAUCAUUUAAACUUUAUGGGAGAAUCCCAGGCGUAUUCCAUGUAUUAUCAUCGUUGUUUGAUCUAUAAUAGGACAUUAACAUAAAAAGAAAAAAUUGCUUGUGUGUAGUAGGUUGUGUGAUAAAUGAAAGUGGUGUUGAAGAGAAGUUUUGCUCUUCUCUGCAGUUGCCCAGGGUUUGUGUUUGUCAUCCUCCAGGCAAAAUAUGUGGAUGUUAGUCUCUAAACUCCCAUUUUGUUGUGAGUUCUGGAGUAUGGAAUACAAAAAUAUCUGGCCUGAUGAGUGAUUUCUUCACAGUGUUUAUUUGAAAACUGAAGCCAGUGAAAUGUUUAAUUAUGAUCAAGGACAUGUUGCACUAUGGACCAGCUUUGUUGGGUGACUUUUGAGAAAUGCAAUUUUGCUUGUACUUUCGAUACUUAAUCUGUGCAGUCAAUCAUAUUUAUACAGUUUUGAAUUUUUUCCUUCAGGGAAAACAUGCAACGUUGAUUUUUAACCAUCAGUUGGUUUAUUUUAUUCAGUUCUAUAGUAAUUAAACCUACAGGCAGGCCUGACUGCUUCAAACUUUCAUAACUAAUGUAUUGUAAUGUGCUUGAUCACUUGGCAGAUAUCAAUAGCCAUCUGUUAAUUAUGAUGAGGAAGGCUGUAGUUGGCAGUCAUAUUCAUGUAUUAAGACAUUUUUUAAUUGAAUGAUCCAGUACUAUAUUAGAUCCAGUUCUGAGCAUCAUUUUUGUAUCGUAGUUGAGACUGUGGUAUUUAAGACAACAUAUAGUUUUGAUAAUUCAACCUAUUUAAUUGUGACUCUGUGGGGGUGUGGGUAUUUUUAGAAGAGCCUGCCUUUCUAAAAGUAGAAACGUUCAUCUCUUGUUUGAGUUGUUUUACUGCCCAUGUAUAAACAUUUUUCUUUGGGAACUUUGUUACAUAAAUGUUUGUCUGCUUACACAUGUGUCCUGCCCUUUGCAAUCGAAUUCCUGAACACAAUAUUUGACGUCAUAUUACCCGUAAUAAACCUCCGUUUGAGUUUACCGAU
This is a messenger RNA of Electrophorus electricus (electric eel), 4937 nucleotides long. It is a transcript of the gene slc39a14, whose product is annotated as solute carrier family 39 member 14. The record is from RefSeq and is a predicted model, not a curated record. Gene Ontology annotation, biological process: intracellular monoatomic cation homeostasis; zinc ion import across plasma membrane. Lineage: Eukaryota; Metazoa; Chordata; Actinopteri; Gymnotiformes; Gymnotidae. Gene Ontology annotation, cellular component: plasma membrane. Gene Ontology annotation, molecular function: zinc ion transmembrane transporter activity; monoatomic cation:bicarbonate symporter activity.